GUGCCAACGCGGACAAAUCUGCUGUUCACAAACUACUAAGGGAGGUGUCGCGAGAAGCUCCCAAGAAACUGUCAAUCAUGAUGCUGCUGAAGUCACUAGCAUCCCUCUGCGUCUUGGCUGCUGCAGCCUUUGCUGUCCCUGCUCAGGAGAAGCGCAUCCAUCACCACGCUGAUCUGAGUGACCAUGCCCACGAUGAUGCUGGCGGCUUCCAUUACGACCACGAGGCCUUCCUCGGCAAGGAGGAGGCCAAGACCUUUGACCAGCUGACUCCUGAGGAGAGCAAAGACAAAUUAGCGAAGAUUGUGGACCGCAUUGAUACAGACAAAGACGGCUACAUCAGCCAUACAGAGCUGCACUAUUGGAUCAAACACCGGCAGAGGAGGUACAUCGAGGAGAAUGUGAACAAACACUGGAAGGACUACGACAAGAACCAAGAUGGAAAGAUAGGAUGGGAGGAGUACAAAAACACCACCUACGGCUUCUACCUGGAUGAGGAGUUUGGUGACAUUGAGGACAAGGCCACCUAUAAGUCCAUGCUGACCCGGGACCAGAGGCGCUUCAAGACAGCUGAUCGAGACGGUGACGGUAUUGCCACACGAGAGGAGUUCACUGCCUUCCUUCACCCGGAGGAGUUUGAUUACAUGAGAGACGUGAUAGUGCAGGAAACAGUGGAAGACAUUGAUAAGAACGGUGACGGGAAGAUCAACUUAGAUGAAUACAUCGGGGAUAUGUACUCAUCAGAGAAUGGGGAGAGUGUGCCGGACUGGGUCCAGACAGAGAAGAAACAUUUCUCAGAGUUUAGAGAUGCCAACAAGGAUGGCUACAUGGAUAAUGGUGAGGUGGCCAAUUGGGUUUUGCCAGGAGAGGUUGACCAUGCUGACAAUGAAGCCAAACACUUGAUCCAUGAGACAGACACCGACAAGGACAAGAAAAUAACCAAGAAGGAGAUUCUAGCCAACUGGAACAUGUUUGUGGGCAGCCAGGCGACCAAUUACGGGGAAGACUUAACGAAGAGACAUGAUGAACUUUGAUGACCUGUCAGAAGCUCAUUUGGGUUUAUAUUUCACUACGAUGGAGAAUUUGGUUACUGUGUUUUGGGGUGGGGGUAUAUAUAUAUAUAUAUAUAUAUAUAUAUAUAUAUAUAUAUAUAUAUGUAGCAAUGUUCACACAUGCACAAAGACAUACUAGUCCAUUCAUAUUCAGCAUGCGCUCACAUACUGUGUAUGUGAAUAAAGAUGAUACUGAUGGUCCGACACAUAGUUCUCUCUUUGCUUCAUUUACAUAUUAUGUGAUUUAUUUGUUUCAAACCGAGAUGCAUAUCCUCAUAGAUUACAUUUAAACUGUGUAUCUCCAAAAUGACAAAAAUGUAGAUAACGUCCAACAUGCACUAGCAUCCAGCCAACACAAUGCUAGAGGUGUGAAGGUGGUCCCAACACAUGGGGAAACAUUGUUCUUAUAUAAUAAAGAGCAGCAUACAGGGGAUACAGAGGUUUGUAUCUCAGACAGAUAUGGUUGCAUGUGAACAUUUGCGAACAUUUUCUGUCAAAAAGAGUAUGACUUGGAAGAAAAAGGUGAGUUGUGACUGGAGGGCUGUGUUACUGACAUUUUCUUCCAUUUGACUAUUAAAGUCUUGUUUUUUCUACAAA
Molecule: messenger RNA, 1646 nt
Organism: Cottoperca gobio
Lineage: Eukaryota; Metazoa; Chordata; Actinopteri; Perciformes; Bovichtidae
Gene: rcn3
Product: reticulocalbin 3, EF-hand calcium binding domain
Exons: 8
Coding region: 78-1031 (317 amino acids)
Cellular component (GO): endoplasmic reticulum
Molecular function (GO): calcium ion binding
Source: RefSeq, a predicted model, not a curated record